AUUACGUAGGAACGUGAAAUUUCUUUGUUCCCGAUUAUAAAAAUUUCACUAUUAAUGUAAUCAGUUCAAUGAGUGAGUCAAAUAGAUAAGAAACCGAUGGAAUCACAAGCUUGAUUACAUUUUAGUUAUUAUCGACCGGGUAGUGUUAAUGAACCCUGCAAGGCCAAAGCCUCCUCGAGAUAACUCUAUAAAACCUUUUAGUUUUAUGGAUUCCGUUUCAUUCCGCAACAAAAUAAUUCGAUAUCGAAUAUCUUUACGACACUCGAGUGGCGACCGUGUACUUAUAUAGUACACUCAUAAUUUCAACAUUUUAAACAAUACAGCCGACGCCAGCCAUGCCCUAGGCGCCUGCGCAGAGGAUUAUGUGCCUAUAGGUACCUGUGCUCAUGUGAACGAUAAGUGCUAAAACUAAAAAUGGGAAGCGGAAAGUUUGGUUUUCAAGUCAAAAAGGACAAAGUGAACAAUAACAUGGGUGCCCCUAAGACUGAGUUUAGUGUUAAGGAAAAGUGUCACAAAAUACAGAAAAAACUAAAGAAGACUGAAAAUAAGAAGACUGAAGCAAACACACGAGAAAAGACUAUCUGGUGGAACCAAUGCAACAGUUUGAGCGAAAUCGACCAGUACCUAUGGAUGGUGGGUGGUUCGGCUGGUGCGCUGGCGCUGACCGGCGUCGCCGCCGCCUCCGCCUUCUACCUCAGCACGAGGCCGAAACCUGAGAAGCCACUCGUCACACUCCACGAACAGAGCCUGCUAGAGACAGGCCCCGAAAUGGUUCGUGUGUCGAAAUUCUACAAAGAAGCGAAAAAUGGUCGUUUUCUUCGCUACUUACACGAGGAUACACGCACACUUUAUGAAACUUUCCGACGGGGCGUCAAAGAAUCAAAUAAUGGCAAUUGCCUGGGUUGGCGCGAGGGACCAAAUAAGCCAUACAUAUGGCAAACGUACAAUGAAACUUUGCUGCGAGCGAAGAACUUCGGUUCUGGCCUCAUAUGCCAAGGACUCGUUCCUGGACAAAACACAUUUGUUGGUAUAUAUUCACAGAAUUGCCCUGAAUGGAUAAUGACAGAACAAGCAGCUUACUGUUAUUCAAUGGUCAUUGUACCACUGUACGAUACUCUUGGAGCUAAUGCAUGUGCCUUCAUUGUUAAUCAAACCGAAAUGACUGUAGUUAUUUGUGAAGACGACAAAAAAGCUAAUCUGCUUCUCGAUCAGUCGCCUAGAUGUUUGAGAAAACUUAUAACCAUUAAGGAGGUUUCUCCGUCUACCCAUCAAAGAGCGAGGAGCCGAGGCGUUGAAAUCAUUAAGUUCAGCGACGUAGAAAUACAAGGAGCACAAAAGGACCACCCCUGCAUGCCACCGAAACCAGAAAGUCUGUGCACAAUCUGUUAUACAUCGGGAACGACAGGUAUGCCCAAAGGCGUGAUGUUGACGCACGAGAAUGUGGUGGCGUCGAUGUGCAGCGUGAUCAUGCAGCUCGGCGAGCACAGGCCCACCAAGCAUGACGUCAUGGUCUCCUUCUUGCCACUCGCGCAUAUGCUGGAGCGAUGUUGCGAGAAUGCUCUCUACAUGGUAGGAGGAGCUGUAGGCUUCUACAGUGGCGACAUUCGGCGGCUAGGCGACGACCUAACUGCGCUGAAGCCGACCAUGAUGCCCGCGGUACCCAGACUACUGAACAGACUCUACGACAAAGCGCAAUCUGAGAUAUCCAACUCGAAGAUAAAGAAGUUGCUCUUCAAUAUGGCGCUUUCAGCCAAGGAGUCGGAACUAAAGAGAGGCAUAGUCCGCAGCGACUCUGUGUGGGACAAACUGGUGUUCCGCAAGGUGCGCGAGGGCAUGGGCGGGCGCCUGCGCAUCAUGGUGGUGGGCUCCGCGCCGCUCGCCGGGAACGUCAUCACCUUCGCACGCUGCGCGCUCGGCUGUCUGAUCGUGGAAGGCUACGGUCAGACUGAGUGCACGGCGCCGGUUACUCUCACAGUUCAGGGCGACCACGUGCCUGAACAUGUCGGACCUCCCGUCGCUUGUUGCAAAGUGAAGUUAGUGGACGUGCCGGAGAUGGAGUACUACGCGUCGCAGGGCCAGGGCGAGGUGUGCGUGCAGGGCGCCAACGUGUUCAAGGGCUACUUCAAGGAGCCCGAGAAGACGCGCGAGGUCAUCGACCACGACGGCUGGCACCACACCGGGGACGUCGGCAAGUGGCUGCCGAAUGGUACCUUGAAGAUCAUUGACAGAAGAAAACACAUCUUCAAACUGUCACAAGGCGAAUACAUAGUUCCUGAAAAAAUUGAGAACAUCUACAUUAGGAGUCAAUACGUUGAACAAGUUUUCGUACAUGGCGAGUCAUUAAAGUCAUGUGUGGUGGCGGUGGUGGUCCCGGACGUGGACGUGGUGAAGUGCUGGGCGCUGGAGAACGGCAUCAAGGGCACGUUCUCCGCGCUCUGCGAGGACGCGCGCGUCAAGAAGAUGAUCCUCGAGGACAUGCUGCAGUGGGGCAGGAACGCAGGACUCAAGACCUUCGAACAGGUCAAGGACAUCUACCUUCACCCGGACCCAUUCUCAGUACAGAACGGUCUGUUGACUCCUACGAUGAAGGCGAAACGACCAGAGAUCAGAAGUUACUUCAAGCCACAGAUAGAAGACAUGUACAAGCAGCUUGAAUAACACCAGCACGCUGUAUGAUGGAGUGAGCGAAACUUUGGUGCGAGGCUGUACUUGAUUAGAUUGUAAAGCAGAGUGACUUUGUAGCUAUAGUAAGGAAAUAAGGGUGAAAUUUGAAUGUUGAAAUUUAUAAAGAUAAAUCAAUCGUAUGCUUAAAGAAGAUGAUAAAAUUCUUGUAGCUAUCGAAGAUUUUCGUAUCGACAUUGAAGAUGCAUACCAAACAGAUUUAACUCACCGGCAAAUCUUCAGCCAAUAAACCACUUAACUGCCGCAAAACUUUACUUGUUUUUAAUGUGUUUGCAUUUGGAUGCCGGCCAAGUUCAAUAACAAAAAACAAAACACAAUGAUUUAUGAGGUUAAGGAAGUUGGUAUAGGUCCAAACACAAUACAUUGGUUAACCGUGCCAAUUAGCGCAAUCGAUGACGUCACCAGACAAUGCUAAGCAAGUGGAUAUUGUGACGUGCCUCCGAAUGUUUCGGAUAGUAAAAACGUUUUAGUACUAUCUUUACUAUCGGUUCUACAUAAAUCGUUGGUGUUAACGGUUACGUUAAUGUUUGUUUGUACUGCGGUUUUGUUUUUAUCGUUUCUUUGAAGGCCGUCACUUUUGGUGGAAGCUUCAGUUAUUUCAUACUGUAGUUUACAUCAAUCGAUGGUUGAGCCAUUGAUCUAGAUUUCAGAUAUAUUUUUGCCGACAAUUUCGAAGUGGUUUGGCUGAAAGUAAGUCUUCUGUAAGGUGAAGUGUCGAUCAUUUACUUACUACAGCAACAAAGUCAUUCAAAACAGUGAAGUGCUGUCACAAUACUUUUCACUCAGCAUCCAGAACAAUACGUUCGCUAUAAUUUUAGUCCUUUCACUUCGCUAGCUAAACACUGCUAAAUUCAAAAUAAACAGAUUCAUUUAUCUGGCUUGACAUUGAGAAUAGUCUUUAAAAUCCUUUGAUUCAUAAAUAGAAGUCUAUUAUUGACACUGUAUAUAAUCAAAUUGAAUUUAUAGUAUGUAGGAUAAAUUCUUUUUUGCUCUUGGCAUAGCGGGGUAGUGGGGAAUCCUGGUCGAUAGCCCCGCCUUGGCGCGUCUGAUGAACAACGCGUCAUCAGUAUUUAUGGCAAUAAAUUCAGAAACAUCGUUUCUGUGCAGUCAAUUAAGAAGUUUAUCUUCAAAUGAACCCGUACUUAUAUAUUUUUCGUAACAAUGAUUUCAAUUAUUUACGAGAAAUCAGCGCUAUGUUGAAUACGGUAUACGUCGAUUAUUGAGAAUCGAUUUUUAAAAUCGAUUCCUUGAAACUGACAAUUAACUAUGACAUGACUAGUAACCUGUAAAAUAUCUUUUAAUUUAUCCAGUAUUUCAAUUCCAUAAGUGGAUUUCGACAUCAGUGUUUGUCCUUAGGUACCUAUGACGGAAUUGCCUGUAGCAAACAUUUUAUAAUAUGUAUAGUAUUCACUUCAACGAUAUUUCAAUUUUAUAGGGGAAUAUCGUUCACAAUAAAUAGGAGUAGGUAAAAUUAGGGCAAUAUGAUUUAUGUUACAAAUGUACUUAGACACAAGACGGUAGGAAGUAUGAGGCAAUCCUAGAAGAAUGGUUAUGAUUAGCACAUAAUAAUAAUGUUUUAUAUUGUGUUUCUGCUCUGAGAUUAUAGGGAAAUAUUAAAACUAGACUUAAUGAAACUUGUUGAUUCAGAGAAGGGAGUUAUUUGAAAUAAAUACUCUAAAAUAAGCUUUUAUAAUACAAUUUUAUAAUGCAAGCUUUCACUUUUCUGAAUAUUAAACAAUAUGAGAGCUAGGAAUGAUCGCAUGACCCAUGUAUUAUAGUAAACUUGUAUAAUUUUCGAUACAAUCAAAUAGCAUUGUAAGAAAAUACUUGUACUUUUUAUACCGUGCCUUCGACCGACGUUUAACUCUUGACGCGAGAUGCUGUUUUUGUUACUUGCUAAGUUCUUUUUUAUUUUUUUUUGUCUAACUUUUUUGUGUGCAGAGUUGCUUUCAUGUUGGUGCUACACUGUAUAAUCUUAUUAUGAAGUGUUAAAAUCAUCAUUGAUAUUUAAGAUAGUGUUAUCUAUCUGCAUUCUGCGUGGUUAUAAGAUCAGAUGAUUUUAAAACGUCAUGAUGUUUGCAUGUCCAAUCGGUGUAUCCUCAACAUCUGAGGGGCGAAUCUCCGUUUAUGUUGUGAAUGAUAGUGAGUUUUACACGACGAUAAUAGUAUAAAAAUAAUACUUGUCUUAAUCCUAGGUCAAACUUGAGCACCGUGUAGUGUAUAAUUUUGUAAUUCUAGAACGCAAUAUUAAUAAGUUGAUAUGCUUUGAGCGAACGUUACGGUUUCAUGUUGUUCAAACCAAAAUUUUGUUGUUAUUGGUGCAAGUUGUACUACGAUAAUUUAUUUUUAAAUAAAAUUUUCAAAAACUUC
This is a messenger RNA of Trichoplusia ni (cabbage looper), 5052 nucleotides long. Its product is annotated as long-chain-fatty-acid--CoA ligase 5. Gene Ontology annotation, biological process: long-chain fatty acid metabolic process. Lineage: Eukaryota; Metazoa; Arthropoda; Insecta; Lepidoptera; Noctuidae. Gene Ontology annotation, molecular function: long-chain fatty acid-CoA ligase activity. Gene Ontology annotation, cellular component: endoplasmic reticulum; membrane. The record is from RefSeq and is a predicted model, not a curated record. The coding region runs from base 415 to 2658 and encodes 747 amino acids. The transcript has 14 exons.